CCUACUUUGUAAUUGGAACUAUCGUAGUACAGUAUCGUCAGGGCCCCAUAUUCCAGCCUCCCGAACGUAUCACGCGCAACUUGAGUAGCCGUGAAAGCUCUAUAGCCUACUAUCCUCCGGUUCAUAGCCUCUCAGUACUUAAUAAGUUUAGAAGUCCGUCUGUAAUAUAAAGCCUGAUUCGGACCUCGUGAGAUUACAAGGACGUGAGAGUUUGUUCAUCUACCCUCUAUAUAAAGAUUACAAAUGGUUCGGCGGGGGCUUACAAGGGUAUGCGAGGCAUUGUAUUUGGAGGCCGUAUAUCUGGAAAGUAUGAAUAAGUAGCUCUCGCUCUCAGUCAGCUUCAACUCAAACUCAGAAUUGUACAUCCCCUUAUUCACAAUAUCAACAACAAAGCGACCGCAUACUCAAGUCUCUCUGUCGAAAUGACGAAGUCCAUCAUCCUAUACAGCCAUCCCUCUGGGCCAAACCCUUGGAAGGUUGCUAUCAUCCUUGAGGAGCUCGCUAUUCUCUACGAGACGUCGUGGGUGGCCAAGGAGGAUGUCAAAAAAGAGCCGUUCGUGUUGAAGAACCCCAAUGGACGAGUCCCAGCCAUCGAGGACCCAAACACUGGCGUCACGCUCUUCGAGUCUGGUGCUAUAAUCCAAUAUCUUAUCGACACAUACGACAAGACAAACAAGCUCGCAUACACCAAUAUCCCCGAGAAAUACCUCACCGUCUCCUGGCUGCAUGUCCAGAUGAGCGGCCAGGGCCCCUACUUUGGUCAAGCUGCCUGGUUCCAAUGGUCACACCCGGAAAAGGAUUUGACUUCUGCGAUUGAUCGCUACACCAACGAAAUCAAGCGCCUUGUUGGGGUCAUAGACCGUCAUCUGAAGGACACUGGGGCGCAGUAUCUUGUCGGCAAUAAGUGCACAUACGCCGAUUUGGCUUUUGUCAUGUGGGACCAGCUCAUACCACAGCUUGUAAGUGGAUGGGACUUCAAGACUGAAGUGCCGUACUUUGCAGCCUGGAAUGACAGAAUCGUGGCUAGACCCGCAGUGCAGAAGGUUCUGGCGGAUAAGGCUAAGGCCACGUCUCAUUGAUUGUAUUUCUUCAAGAGACCUAACACGUCCAGAGCACGAAAGACGAAGCUGAUAGUAGGCUAUUGGAUGUGGAAAAUGUAGCCUGAAGCACUUUAGCGAUCAUGCAAAUUUGACUGUGAAUGCGUAACGGAAAGUGCAUCAAACUUCCACUUUUGGGUCCUAUAAGCACACGUUCGUAUUGCAGAAAGUAUCUUUUUAAUUCAAGG
Mytilinidion resinicola is the source of this 1285-nucleotide messenger RNA. RefSeq names its product glutathione S-transferase. The transcript is spliced from 2 exons. The record is from RefSeq and is a predicted model, not a curated record. Bases 423 to 1079 code for a protein of 218 amino acids. NCBI's taxonomy places the organism in Eukaryota, Fungi, Ascomycota, Dothideomycetes, Mytilinidiales, Mytilinidiaceae.